GGCAAAUUGACAGUAUGGCGGCGGAGUGCAGCUGGAAGGAUGCUACUGUCUCCCAUGAUGUUUGUAUCGCCGGCAGUACGUAACUGGACUCCUGACGGCCCAGAGACGAGAGGAUUGAGUGAGAGCGGCCCGUCGCCCUGAGCUCCGAACAUGGCCCGGCUCGCAGACUACUUUGUUGUGGUCGGUUACGACCUCGACAACCGAGUGGAGGGUGAGGGUCAGGGUCGCAUUCUCCAGCGGUUUCCUGAGAAAGACUGGGAGGACAGCCCGUUCCCACAAGGCGUAGAACUGUUCUGUCAGCCCAGUGGAUGGCAGCUGGUUCCAGAGCGGCAGCCGGCCUCCUUCUUCGUCGCCGUGUUGACUGACAUCAACUCGGAGCGUCACUACUGUGCCUGCUUUACUUUCUGGGAGGGCUUGGAUAAUCCCCAGCUGAAGAAGACUGACGCUGGUGAUGCCGAUGAGGCAGACGAAGAGCCGGCUGUUGUCCAACCUGCCAAAGUCUUUGCACCUAAAAGCUUGGUGGUGGUUUCUCGGCUCGAUUACACAGAGGCGUUCAGGAACUGUCUUGGUCUGAUCUACACCGUUCAUGUAGACGGCCUGCCCACCCCUUUAGAAACUGUGAUUGGAAACCUUCUGACGUGUGUCAUCCCCAUCGCCGGAGGCUCCCAGAGGACGAUAACAUUAGGUGCUGGAGACCGGCAAGUUAUCCAGACGCCCAUCAAUGACGCCCUUCCUGUCAGCGGCAGCAGCGUGGCCCAGCUCUUUAGGCAGCUCGGUAUAGUCAACGUGUUGUAUCUGUUUUGUGCCGCGUUGACGGAGCACAAAAUCCUGUUUCUGUCCAGCAGCUACCAGAGGCUAACGGACGCCUGCCGAGGGCUGCUAGCCAUCAUGUUCCCGCUCAAAUACAGUUUUACCUAUGUUCCAAUUCUACCUGGGAAGCUCCUGGAGGUCCUGAGCACCCCCACCCCCUUCAUUAUCGGAGUGAAUUCAUUCUUCCGUUCAGAGACACAAGAACUGUUGGACGUGAUCAUCGCUGACCUUGAUGGAGGCACCGUCACCAUCCCUGAAUGUGUCCACAUCUCUCUGCUGCCUGAACCUCUGCUGCAGCAGACCCAGACCGCCCUGUCCAUGGUUUUGGACCCGGAGCUGGAGUUUGCAGAUCAGGCGUUUCCCCCACAGUCCCUGCAGCCUUCAGCUCUGAAGAUCCAGGAUAAGGAAAUCCGAGCGGUCUUCCUGUGGCUCUUCGCUCGGCUUUUCCAAGGCUAUCGUUGGUGUUUACAUAUCAUCCGAAUUCACCCAGAACCUGUAAUCCGCUUCCAUAAGGCGGCCUUCCUGGGUCAGAGGUCAUUGACAGAGGACGACUUCCUCAUGAAGGUGUUGGACGGGAUGGCGUUCGCUGGCUUUGUGUCGGAGCGCGGCCCUCCUUACAGGGCCACCGAUCUCUUUGAUGACCUUGUUGCCAACCAGGUGGAGAGAAUAAGACAAGAAGAGGCCUGUCCACACAAAGUCAUGAAUCACGUCAAAGAGUUGGCAGAGAUACUUUUUAAGAACGAGAAUCCCUACCCUGCAGUUGCUAUGCACAAAGUCCAGAGGCCAUCAGAGAAGAGCCAAAACACGAGCCAGAGCCAAACUCCCUUCCCCGUCCUGGAUGAUGUGUCGGUACAGCUCUUCAUCGAUCAUGCGAUUGCCAAGCUCAAGACCGCCCCUCCUGUCGUCAAGGCAGAGAUGAAGAGCAUGGUGCCGUCCGGGCCUCCGCUGGGAGACAUUAUAGACAGGAACGGGAACGUGAUGGCUAACAGCGCUCGCAGGCUGGAGGUGGUCAGGAACUGCAUCACCUACAUCUUUGACAAUAAGAUGCUGGAGGCCAAAAAGCUGAUGCCAGCUGUGCUGCGGGCGUUAAAAGGUCGCACAGCUCGGGUUUGUUUGACCCAGGAGCUGAACCAACAUGUUCUCCAGAACCGGGCUGUGCUGGAUGACCAGCAGUUUGACUACAUCGUUCGCAUGAUGAACUGCACUUUACAGGACUGUUCCCAUAUGGAUGAACACGGCACAGCAGCCGCUCUGCUCCCUCUGGUCACCGCUUUCUGCAGAAAACUGGGUGCAGGCAUCACGCAGUUUGCCUACAGUUGCGUCCAAGAACAUACGGUGUGGACCAACAUGCAGUUCUGGGAGGCCAUGUUCUACAGCGAUGUUCAGAACCACAUUAGAGCUCUGUACAUGGAGGCAGAUGAUGGAGAGCAGCAGAACAACUCGCUGGACCAGCAGGAUUGGUGUGCUACCGAAAGGGAAGUCAGCGCAUUGGAGCUGGCAGCAGAACAAAACCGGCUGUGGCCGACCCUCAGCAAAGAGAUGCAGACAGAGCGCGUGCAGAAAGAAGAGAGCACGGUGUUCAGCCAGGCCAUCCAUUACGCCAACAGGAUGAGCUACCUGCUGCUGCCGCUGGACACCAGCAAGAACCGCCUGCUGAGGAGCGCUGGCCUCGGAGACGUGGAGAGCGUCAGCAACAGCUACGUCACCAACAGUAUCGCAGGCAGCAUGGCGGAGAGCUAUGACACAGAGAGCGGCUUUGAAGACGCAGAGAGCUCCGACGUGGCCAACUCAGUGGUUCGCUUCAUCAACCGCUUUGUAGACAAGGUGUGCAACGAGAGUGGCGUGACCAACGAGCACCUGAAGGCGCUCCACGCCAUGAUCCCAGAUAUCGUUCAGAUGCACAUCGAGACGCUGGACGCCGUCCACAGGGAGAGUAAGAGGCUGCCUCCCAUCCAAAAGCCCAAGCUGCUAAGGCCGACUCUGCUGCCCGGUGAGGAGCUGGUGAUGGACGGCAUGCGGGUCCACCUCAUCCCCGAUGGCCGUGAGGAGGCCACGGGGCAUAUGGGAGGCCCCCCCCUUCUUCCUGCAGAGGGCGCCAUCUUUCUCACCACCUACCGGCUAAUCUUCAAAGGAACGCCGAGUGAUGCAUUGGUAGGGGAACAGAUUGUGACUCGCUCAUUUCCCGUCGCGUCUCUGACCAAGGAGAAGAGGAUCUCCGUCACAUUACCCAUGGACCAGUUUGUCCAGGAGGGCCUCCAGCUCCGAUCCUGCACCUUCCAGCUUAUGAAGAUCGCCUUUGAUGAGGAAGUGGCAUCAGACCUGGCUGAGAGUUUCAGGAAACACCUCCAUAAGCUGCGCUUUCCUCAGCACGUCCAGGGAACCUUUGCUUUCACAGUGGGGCAGAGCGGCAAGCUGGUGUUGGAGCCCAAAACCAAGGACAAGAAUCAGUCCUUAAGGACACUUUCCAAGAACCUGGUGAAGAAUGCAAAGAGGACCAUCAGUCGACAGUACGUCACCAGGAAGAAGGAGUCUCCGCCAUCCUGGGAGAACAGGAGCAGCUUCCAGUCUGAGCUGGAUGAAGAUGAAAUAUCAGUCUCAGAGGAGGUGGAUCAAACCACCAUGACCCUGUCCUCCACCAUCCGCUCCUCGGACAGACAGACUAUGAGCAACGUGGUAGAGCGUGCCUGUUGCCGUGACUACCAGCGCCUGGGUUUGGGCACGCUCAGCAACAGUCUGACGCGAUCUAAGAACGAGCCGUUCAGGAUCUCCACAGCCAAUCGCAUGUACACCGUUUGCAGGAGCUACCCCGGCCUGCUGAUCAUCCCCCAGAACAUCCCAGACUCCACCAUCCAUCGGAUCUGCCGCUGCUACCGACAGAACCGCUUCCCCGUGGUCUGCUGGAGACAUUCCCGAACCAAGGCCGUCCUGCUGCGCUCGGCAGGGCUCCACGCCAAGGGGGUGGUCAGCUUCUUCAAGUCCCCCAACACCACGACUGCAGUCCCGUCUCAGGCAGACUCUACCAGCCUGGAGCAGGAGAAAUACCUCCAAGCCAUCAUCAACUCCAUGCCCUCCUACAGCGAGAGCACAGGCAGGAACACUCUGAGCGGCUUCACCUCCACCCAUAUGAACACCUCCGGGAAGUGGGGCAGUAUCCGGGGCAGCAGCCGUCUAAGUGCCUACAACCCAGACAUCGGGACGCGUUUGGCUGGGAAAGAAUCUCCGCAGCCCAAUGGAGGACCCAACGACCCGUUAUUCCUGCGGCAGCAGAAAGCCUACCUCUACAUCAUCGGGGAUAAGGCCCAGCUUAAGGGAGGGAAGCAGGACUCGUUCCAGCAGUGGGAGGUGAUUCCCAUCGAGGUGUGCGACGUGCGGCAGGUGAAGAACAGUUUCAAAAAGCUGAUGAAGGCCUGCGUGCCGAGCUCGGCGAACACAGACCCCAAUACAAGCUUCCUGCGCCUCCUGGAGGACUCGGAGUGGAUGGCUCUGCUGCACAGAGUGCUGCAGGUGUCUGGUUUGGUGGUGGAGCUGCUGGACACGGGUUCCUCUGUCAUGGUCAGCCUGGAGGACGGCUGGGACGUCACCACACAGGUGGUGUCUCUGGUGCAGCUGCUGUCGGACCCGUACUACAGAACCUUUGAUGGCUUCCGGCUGCUGGUGGAGAAGGAGUGGUUGUCCUUCGGCCACAGGUUCAGCCACCGGGGGGCGCAGACUCUGGGCAGCCAGAGCAGUGGCUUCACCCCCGUCUUUCUGCAGUUCCUGGACUGUGUGCAUCAGAUCCACCUUCAGUUCCCCAUGGAGUUCGAGUUCAGCCAGUACUACUUGAAGUUCCUGGCCUAUCACUAUAUGUCCAACCGCUUCCGCACCUUCCUGCUGGAUUCCGACUACGACCGGAUCGAACUAGGCGUGUUGUACGAGGAGAAAAGCGACAGGAGGAACCCUCAGGUGUGCAAGUCUGUGUGGGACUACAUUGACAGGCUCAACAAGAAAGCCCCCAUCUUCUUCAACUACAUGUUCUCCCCAGAGGAUGAGGAGGUCUUGCGGCCGUACACGUUUAUCUCCAACCUGAAGGUGUGGGACUUCUACCUGGAGGAGACGCUGUCUGAGGGCCCCCCCUUCGACUGGGAGCUGAAGAGCAGGCAGGAGCGGCUGGCGGAGGAGACGGCGGAGAAAGCCGACACCGCUGCUCCAAAAUCCCAGCGGCGCGUCGUGUGGCCGUGUUACGACAACGUGAGCAAGGAGUUGCCCGACGCCAUCACCAAACUCCUGCAAGACCUGCAGAACCUGGAAGCGGAGCUUGGACAGACGUCAGAGAAAUGGAAGGACACGUGGGACAAGAUCAAGACCACGCAGAGGACUGAGACCAAACUGGAGAGCAAACUAUCGUUCUCCAGUUCUCUGUUGAUGUCCUCUAACCUGAGCCACCAGCGGCGUUCCCAGGGCGUCUGUCUGCAGGAGAGUGGUGUGGGAUCAUCCAUCAAGCUGGGACUGGACUGCAAGGCCAGCGCCACGUCCACGCCUGUGGCGGGGCGGCAGAGCACGAGCACGCUCUACAGCCAGUUCCAGAGCACCGAGAGCGAGAACAGGAGCUUUGAAGGCAUUUUGUACAAAAGAGGAGCGUUGCUGAAACCAUGGAAACCAAGGUGGUUUGUGCUGGAUAAGACGAAACACCAGCUGCGAUACUACGACAGCAGACAGGACAAAGAGUGCAAAGGUGUCAUCGACCUGGCAGAGGUGGAGUCGGUCACAGUAGGAACACCUACCAUGGGGGCACCAAAAAACGUUGAGGAGAAAGCCUUCUUUGAUCUGAAGACGGCCAAGCGGAUGUAUAACUUCUGUGCCCAGGAGAGUUCCAACGCACAGCUGUGGAUGGACAGUAUUCAGAGCUGCCUGUCAGACGCCUAGAAAAGAGGCGGGGCUUUAAACUCACCCAGGAACUAACAGGGAGCGUUGCUGUGCCUGCUGGAUUUCUCUGCUGAACAACCUCAGCAGAACAAAGAGGGAAAGGGGCCUUUCACCACUGAUCACUAGUGUUGAACUAAUAAUCUGUCACAUGUUACAGUGUUUCUGUUAGUAAAGAGAAAAGCAGUCCCAGAGGGAGUCUGAACACGCUGUCUGGGCGCCAUCCUGCAGCUUGGAGCGGCGCCACCUUCCUUCCAGACCCUCCUCCUGUAAACUACCACCUGUCCCCUCUCUACUAACCCCCCCUCCCACUCACACUUUAAGGAGGAAUGACGGAGGAGCUGCAGACCGCCAAGCUGCUCACUGAACUCAUUAGACUGCCUGGUUGAUGGACCAAAUCUGCCCUGAGGAUGACCUCAUAAAGCUCUGCUCCCACUGCCCCAUGCAGCCCACCCAUAGGAUGCUCUGGCCAGCAUGUUGCCCUGGAGACGGUGGAGCAGGAGAACUCUGCAACGGUUCAUGAAGGAUUUCCUUUUUUAUUUUGUUUUGGGGUUUUUAAAAACAGAAGGAGCAAUCUCCCGUUAGCUGUUCUCCUCAACAUGCCCAGGAAUGAAGAUCGACCCAGAAGAAUCGGCUGGAGAUCCAGAAUAAAUGUUUACAUAAAAGAUGAACGUUUCCUCGCUCGGCUCGGCUUUGCUCGCUUUUACCAAACCACUACUACAACGGAGAUGUUUAAGGGAAGCAGAAGGAAAAGGAGGGAUUUCUAUCAUGUCUUUGAAACAAUCUGAAGGCGGGAGGUGGGGAUGAGGGGCUGGGUCGGCCGCAGAGGUGGGAACCAGUUGGAAAAGGAAAAUUCUUUUCUUUUAGACCAGAGUAGUUCAGUUUUCUACUUCUUCUCAAUCGUUCCGUUUCCUUUACUGCGAUGAAACUAAACAGCCUUGGAGCCUGGAUGGAGAAAGCUGCCAUCAUUUUCCUUUAACUUUGCUACCAAGGCUGCAGCCCCCCCACCCCCCUCCACCAUCCCUCUGUUUGUAUCAUACACCUCUACUGCUGUCUGAACAGAAACUGUAGUUUAUUUGUGUCUUAACAGCUCCUGUGUAUAUACUACUCCAGAUUUGUAUGUAACAUUUAUGGUAGUAAUUUAUUUAACUUGUCUCGAGAAAAGCACCACUUUGUGUUGAAAUUAGGAAUUCAAUGUGCCAUUUAUUUCUGUAUUAAUGUGACUAAUACCUUUUUUUAAUGCGCAAGUAAACAUUUAUUGCUCUUUUAUUUGUUUACACAGUCAUUAUUACUUUGAUCAGAGAUCUGAGGCGGUGUUUGAGUAGAGGAGUCUCUGGGUUCCGUCAUCACCUAGAGGGGUUUUAUUGUUCCCCUAAUAAAAAUAAAUAUCAGACAUCAAACCCUCCCUGAUUCUGUUCUGCUCGCCGGCUGCGUCAUCGCCAACCGCUGGCAUCAACAUCACCUGGGAAAUGUUUGAAAAACAAAGCAGCAGUUUUUAGUAUUUCUUUAUGAGCAUCAAUUGUUUCUGAUGUUGGUGCUGCUCAGUGGCACAGUGCAGCAAGAAGGUCCUGGGUUCGAUUCCCAGCCCGGGUCUUUCUGCAUGUUCUCCCUGAGCAUGUGUGGGUUCUCUCCGGGUACUCCUGCUUCCUCCCACA
Molecule: messenger RNA, 7364 nt
Organism: Cyprinodon variegatus (sheepshead minnow)
Lineage: Eukaryota; Metazoa; Chordata; Actinopteri; Cyprinodontiformes; Cyprinodontidae
Gene: sbf1
Product: SET binding factor 1
Exons: 39
Coding region: 151-5712 (1853 amino acids)
Source: RefSeq, a predicted model, not a curated record